Emericellopsis atlantica is the source of this 1496-nucleotide messenger RNA. RefSeq names its product regulator of chromosome condensation 1/beta-lactamase-inhibitor protein II. The record is from RefSeq and is a predicted model, not a curated record. Lineage: Eukaryota; Fungi; Ascomycota; Sordariomycetes; Hypocreales; Bionectriaceae. Gene Ontology annotation, cellular component: cytoplasm. The coding region runs from base 28 to 1128 and encodes 366 amino acids. The transcript has a single exon. Gene Ontology annotation, molecular function: guanyl-nucleotide exchange factor activity.
CAUCACGCUGCGUUUGAACAUGAUAAAAUGAACGCUGUCUUUGCCAUCGGAUCCAAUGGCUCAGGCCAGCUCGGCAUAGGUCACAAGGAGGAUGUGUCGGUUCCUAAGCCAGUCCUGUUCCAUCCUUCACAACCAAACUCACCUAUCGUCAAAAUCGCUGCGGGAGGAAACCACACACUCAUCCUGUCCAAAGGAGGAGAGGUGUAUUGGAGUGGCGAUAGCACAAGCGGAGCUUGUGGAAUCGGACCUCGAACGAAUCUACCUGCUUUCUUGGAAAUCAAGCUGGUCAGGGAUGGCGAGCCGGGCAUUGGCGAGAUCUCACUGAUUGCUGCUACAUGGGAAGCUUCCAUCUUCGUCGCUAAAGAUGCAAAAGGCAAGAACACGGCAGUCUUCACAUGCGGUGUCGGUUCGAAGGGGGAGCUUGGUGCGGGUGAGAUGAUGGUUCGGACCCCAACCGCCACGCGUUUGACAGGCUUUCCACCACCCAACACAGAAAUCGUCGAUUUGCAUGCUUGCAUGGGCCAUGUUGUCGCUGUUCUGGACAAUGGAGAUGCAUACGGCUGGGGCAACUGCCGCAAAGGUCAGACUGGACAGCCUGCGGCCGUUCUAUACGCCUCUCGCAAGAUUGAAGACGUAGGCUUCCCAGUGCGCAGGGCCGUGUGCUGCAAGGAGGCAACCUGUCUUUUUGGCGAUCCUGCCAAAGGGGAUUUCAAGGUGAUGGGGUCAGACAAGUGGUCGUUGCAGUCGUCCGCGCCCGUCACCGCUCCGGACUGGAUCGACGUAGGCGCGAGCUGGGGGAACAUCUACAUUCUCACCAGACAAGGGAAACUCGAAGCGUGGGGCCGUGAUGAUCACGGUCAGUUGCCUCCGCCGGACCUACCGAGACUUGCACAGAUAGCUGUCGGGAGCGAACAUGUCGUUGCGCUCGCUGACACUGGCGACGUCCUUUCUUGGGGAUGGGGCGAGCACGGCAAUUGCGGUCCCAAGGUCGAGGAUAACAUUGUCAAGGGACGUUUUAAUGUCAUUGCGUCGUCAAAAUUCAUACCAAAUGGCUCUGCUGUGGAAGCCAUUGGGGCAGGAUGUGCAACUAGCUGGGUAUAUAUCGCGGAGGCGGGCAAUCCUGCUUAACAACACUUCUCAUCCGGUAUCCCAGCAUCAUGAUCGCAUCAGUCAGGGAACAAAGCCAGAUUCUGGACCUCCGACAUGUUCUGGGUCGGCUCAAGGGCCUGCGACUCGAGAUUUGCGUUUGCGGCGUCUUCGGCAUUCGCGUCGGGGGCUGGCUGAGCGGUUUGAUCCAUCAUACUCUUUAUUCGCAACUCGGCCGGGUUCUGGCAAGUUAGCGAGAGGCACUAAGGCUGGAAACCGACUCACCGUUUCAGCACUGUGAUCCCAUUCCAACCUGGCGUUAUCUUCCUCUUCAUCUUCGUCUCUCAUUGGCUCCCAGCUUUCGUCAUCUACGAAGAGGCUUUCCGAGUUGUGCGUCGCUGGUGGGGGUG